Molecule: messenger RNA, 4436 nt
Organism: Phyllopteryx taeniolatus (common seadragon)
Lineage: Eukaryota; Metazoa; Chordata; Actinopteri; Syngnathiformes; Syngnathidae
Gene: best2
Product: bestrophin 2
Exons: 10
Coding region: 612-2492 (626 amino acids)
Molecular function (GO): chloride channel activity
Source: RefSeq, a predicted model, not a curated record
UCCAACUGGGCAAUGGAUUGAUUUUGACAAAGCGUGAAGCUACAGUUAACCUUUCACAUCGGAGGUCUGCAGCAAUACAUGAGAAACACUGAAGAGUUGAUUUUAUUUUUAGGAGAAGAUGGCCAUAGUUUCAAUUUACAUCUGUGUUUCAUGGGAUCAUCAACAUGUUUUCAUUGUUUGUUUGUUUGUUUUUGCUUUAUACUCAACACAAAGGUUUGUCGAGGUCCACUUGCUCGUGUUGUAUAAUUUCCUCCAGUCCUGUUCGCUAGUUACGGCCUGUCGCUUGUGUUCCAUCAUCCAGCCGUUCUCUCCCGGUCGGGAACCGCACUAACGAGCUCCUCCUCCUCCUCGAUUUGGGGAUUUACCCCGGGGCGCACUGACCACUGGACGCACCAAGAAGGUUCCAAGGAUUAGUGCCAUGUAGACGCCGGGGGACGUCAGGGUUUUGUGUUCAGGAGCCAAAAGCACCAUUGGAGCUCACACUCGGAGAGGACUUCUACCUCAAUGUCAACACAAGUCACUUCUCCCAUGGACCACUAUGCACCUCUAGACUACAACAGGUAUUAGAGUGAGGUGACUCCAACCCUAUAUUGUUUCUGCUGAGCCGGUGCAUGCUGUUGACAAUGACUGUCACCUACACGGCCAGAGUUGCAAACGCUCGCUUCUGUGGUUUCUCCAAGCUGCUUUUGGCUUGGAAAGGCAGUAUCUACAAAGUGUUGUAUAAGGAGUUCCUGGCUUUCUUCGCCAUGUACACGGCCAUCAGUAUCACAUACAGAUUUUUCCUGCCUGAUGAUGAGAAAAGGUAUUUUGAGAAGCUGGCAAUUUAUUGCAACCACUAUGCCAGUCUCAUCCCAAUGUCCUUUGUACUGGGUUUCUACGUGACCCUGGUGGUGAACCGGUGGUGGAACCAGUACACGAGCAUCCCGCUUCCCGAUCGGCUCAUGUGUGUCCUCUCGGGGGGCCUCCAGGGAAAUGACGAGCGAGGCCGCCUGCUCAGACGCACCAUGAUGCGUUAUGCCAGUCUGUCAGCCCUGCUCAUCCUCAGAUCUGUCAGCACAGCUGUCUUCAAGCGUUUCCCCACCAUGGAUCACGUGGUGGAGGCUGGAUUCAUGACUAGAGAGGAGCGGAAGAACUUUGAAGGCCUCCACUCUCCUUACAACAAAUACUGGAUCCCUUGUGUGUGGUUCACCAAUCUGGCUGCUGUGGCCCGCUGCGAAGGCCGCAUCAAAGAUGAUCACAUGCUCAAGCUGCUGCUGGAGGAGCUGAAUGUGUUCAGGGGGAAAUGCGGCAUGCUGUUUCAUUAUGACAUGAUCAGUGUUCCACUGGUCUAUACUCAGGUAGUCACUUUAGCUGUGUACAGUUUUUUCCUGGUAUGUCUGAUUGGUCGCCAGUUCCUGGAUCCUAAUCAAGGUUAUCCAGGCCAUGACCUUGACCUCUACAUUCCCAUCUUCACCCUGCUGCAGUUUUUCUUUUAUGCCGGGUGGCUCAAGGUUGCAGAGCAGCUGAUCAACCCUUUUGGAGAAGAUGACGAUGAUUUUGAGACAAACUGGUUGAUUGACAGAAAUUUCCAGGUGUCCAUGAUGGCGGUGGAUGAGAUGUAUGGCGAUCUGCCUAGGAUGGAACGGGAUCGCUACUGGAACGACUCCAACCCAAGACCACCUUAUACAGCUGCAACUCUUUUUGUCCUGCGCAAACCCUCCUUCCAAGGGUCAACGUUUGACAUGGCGAUUCCCAAAGAGGAAAUGCACUUUCAGCCUCUAGAGGAGAUCGCUGAGAACAUGGAGGAGUCAGUCAGCCGUCACCCCAACAUGGCUCUCUUCAACCGGCUCCUUAAUGCGGCCCCCUCGCACACCGGCUUCAUGAGAGGAGCCCUGCGACGCACCUCAGCCCAGCUCCAGAGACUCUAUCAUUCACCCAGCAUCGACCAGUGCAUCAGCGAUGACGACGACAGCGAAAGUUGUAAAAUAGGUAAAGGGGGCUCUUUGCCAUCUGGGCUUGGGCAGGACACCCAAAGCACCGUGUGUAGUUUUCGGGAAGAGAAGAGCGCCAGAGUACCUCUGUUGGAGAUUCAGUUUGGGGCCGAGAAGGAGAAGCCACGGGGCAACUCUGACAUUAGCCAUGGGGAUGAGGACACUGAGACACAUGGGAGUGGUCUUGAAGAUGGCUACACAAGACAGGAGGUAGGAGAGAAAGCAGAGUUCCCAUCUCCUGUGUUAUGCCUUCCUCCUCCCCCUCAGCACUCUAGAGAGACUCGACCAGCCUCCGCCAUUCCCAUCACCUUCCAUCACCCCUCUCCUUUCCCGUUUCACCUCACGUCCCAUUCCAGUCUGGAGCACUGCAGCUCGCAGCCUGUGAUCAACCACCACAAAGCUGUGCCCUCCAUUCUUAAUCCUUCUUUAGGUCAACACAAAACGUCCUUCCUCACUGUGCCAUCUUUGGAGCCCCAGCGCUUCCGGAGUGUCAGCAUGGGAUCAGAGCUGACUGGGACUUAGGCGCACAGCAGUUGGUCAUUUGACUAUAAUGCUGUAUUUAUCCAUCCAUCUUGUAUACCGCUUAUCCUCAUUCGAGUAGCGGGUGAGUUGGAGCCUAUCCUGGCUGACUUAACGUGACAGGCGGGGUACACCGUCUGGUGCUAUGGACACUCACAUUCACAAAUAAAGGACAGUUUAGAGUCUUCAAUGAACCUAACAUGCAUGUUUUUGGAAUGUGGGAGGAAGCCAGAGUACCCGGGGGAAAUCCAUGCAAUUGCAGGCCAUGCAAAAGAAAGAAGGAAAGAAAGAAAGAAAGAAACAAACAAACAAAAUAUUCUCCUGUGACACUGUCUUUUGGACUUAUACACAUUUUUUUAAGAUUAGACUGAAUGAUCAUUGAAAUGUAAAUACAGUAGAAUAUCUUUAACAUACAACCCCAAUUCCAAUGAAGUGGGGACGUUGUGUUAAACAUAAAUAAAAACAGAAUACAAUGAUUUGCAAAUCAUGUUCAACCUAUAUUUAAUUAUCAACGCGAUUGUUUUUAGCAAAUAAUCAUUAGCUUAGAAUUUCAUGGCUACAACACGUUCCAAAAAAGCUGGGACAGGGUCAUGUUUACCACUGUGUUACAUCACCUUUUCUUUUAACAACAUUCAAUAAACGUUUGGGAACUGAGGACACUAAUUGUUGAAGAUUUGUAGGUGGAAUUCUUUUCCAUUCUUGCUUGAUGUACAGCUUCAGCUGUUCAACAGUCCGGGGUCUCCGUUGUCGUAUUUUACGCUUCAUAAUGCGCCACACAUUUUCAAUGGGAGACAGGUCUGGACUGCAGGCAGGCUAGUUAGUACCCGCACUAUUUUACUACAAAGUCACACUGUUGUAACACGUGCAGAAUGUGGUUUGGCAUUCUUUUGCUGAAAUAAGCAGGGGCGUCCAUGAAAAAGAAAUUGCUUGGAUGGCAGCAUAUGUUUCUCCAAAACCUGUAUGUACCUUUCAGCAUUAAUGAUGCCUUCACAGAUGUGUAAAUUACCCAUGCCAUUGGCCACUAACACAGCCCCAUAACAUCACAGAUGCUGGCUUGUGACCUUUGCGUCCGUAACAGUCCGGAUAGUUCUUUUCCUCUUUGGCCCGGAGGACACGACGUCCACAAUUUCCAAAAACAAUUUGAAAUGUGGACUCGUCGGACCACAGAACACUUUUCCACUUUAUUCCAUGAUUAUUUGCUAAAAACAAUAAUGUUUAUCAGUUUGAACAUUAAAUAGCUUGUCUUUGAAGUGUAUUCAAUUAAAUAUAGGUCGAACAUGAUUUGCAAAUCAUUGUAUUCUGUUUUUAUUUAUGUUUAACACAAUGUCCCGACUUCAUUGGAAUUGGGGUUGUACAAUUUGCAAUAAUCAUAUAACUUGGAGUAAGGUAGAGUAAACAAAUGUCAUCACGUUUAGAUGGUCAAAUUUGCCUCCGUUGGAAAAAAGUGUUUGACAUUUACUGUGUUACUGUCUUUACUGUUUGCUAUAUAUUGUUAAUAUGUUAUAUAUGUCACUAUAUUAUGUCUACUAUAUUAUAUUAGUUUUGUAAAAGAAGGCAGCAUGGUGCUAUGAGACAAAACAUUUGUUAUUCAUUUCUUUUCAUCUACAGUAUGUUUGCAACCAGUGUUGCAGUCCCCUCUUGUAAAACUACUGGAACCACAACAUGAUAAGGCUGAUGUGAAUAAGCACUUUUUGUACUAAACUUUAACAAACACUACCUCUGUAAAGUAUUGAAAUGACAGUAAGAGGUUAUUUUAUGACUCUAAAGAAGGCAUGCACAUACAGUAGAAUUAUUUUGAUGUUUUAUUUCUUCCAGAUUAUAUAACAUAUAGUUAAUGAAGUGAAUAAACUUAAACUAUCGACAGUCAUUUUGCAUCGUUUCCCACGAUACAUUUUAGAACAAUUUAUUUAUAGCAUGUGGUGCAUUUCUUUUCAUAACAACACAGCC